Dissoconium aciculare CBS 342.82 is the source of this 3072-nucleotide messenger RNA. RefSeq names its product Dbl homology domain-containing protein. The coding region runs from base 1 to 2931 and encodes 976 amino acids. Gene Ontology annotation, molecular function: guanyl-nucleotide exchange factor activity. The transcript has 5 exons. Lineage: Eukaryota; Fungi; Ascomycota; Dothideomycetes; Mycosphaerellales; Dissoconiaceae. Gene Ontology annotation, biological process: regulation of GTPase activity. Gene Ontology annotation, cellular component: cytoplasm. The record is from RefSeq and is a predicted model, not a curated record.
AUGGCAAGUCGUGCUCCUCGACUGUUAGCCUUGGAUCUGACCGUACGCUCUCGCUCGACCUCUCGCGAUUGGCUCGAAGCUUCAGGAUCCGCAUUGUGUCUGGAUAAUGCGAAGAUCAAGUCGUUUCCUGGCAAGCCAUCUCACUUCCAUGCUAGAGACUUUGAGCAAGCAGAUGCUGUUGCAUUGCAAAGCAUCCCAACAACAGAUUCUAGCCGAUCUCUACGUUUACCAUUCGAAAUAGACGACUCUGAGAAUGUGAGUGAUCUUCAGGAACCUCGCACAUACGAAGUGGACCAGGAUGGGCAAGAUCCUCCAAGCCCAACAUCAGACAAGGAGGAAGCAGAACCGCAAGCGUUUCGAAGGUGGGUCAGCACAUUGAGACGAAGGAAAGCUCACCAGCCGGAAGCCCUUGCUCCGCGGAAGGACAGAUGGACACUGGAUGAUUUCGACGUCGUGCCGGAGAAGGAAAUGAUUCCAGGACGUUCGCAUCAUGGAGCAUCCCAUUCGGACAGCUCGUCGCUGGCUUUCGUUACGGCAGUCAAGUCUGCGACAGUCACGUUGGCAAGCGUAAGCAUUGCCGCGAUCUCACGCCGUGGUCGUGGCGCUCAUCUUGGCUUUGAUCGUGGCUUCAAGAGUCCAGAUCGUAGUUUCAUGAGUCCAGAUCGAGAUCUUCGGACGUCCAUCGAUGGAGCGAUCAGUGCAACGGAUGUGCUAGCGAGACAGCGUGGUCGCAAAAGACGUGAAAAGAUCGAGGAGCUGAUCAGGACUGAAGAAAGUUACGUUGCAGAUUUGAAAGCACUUUCAGACGCAUAUUUCACCAUACUCGUCAAUCAAACGACUUCGGCAAGCUAUGUUCGACACACAGCACAGAAGACAAUCAGUGAGCUCCUAAGACUUCACAAUGAUAUCCUUGGCGAAUUACAUGCCGUUGUGCCGUUCGCAGAAUACGACCAGAGUACUGCUAAGACGAACGCGUCUUUCUCAACUUCACACAAUCGAUGGCAUAGCAUCGAUGUGGUCCCUACACGGUCGCGACCUGCGAAGCAUAUGCGGGAAGUCAUCCGCCAGGGACGUCGCUCACUGAACAUCGCUCGUUCCACGGAAGAAGACCACCCUUUGCUUCAAUGUAGUCCGCAAAUAGCAGCCAAAGUCGCCGAGACAUUCUUACGACAGUUACAUCGAUUCGAAAUAUACAGGCAGUACGGCGCCGGUUAUGAAGCGCUGCAACGCGACCUUGACGAGCUCAAGCAAACUCUUGCCACUUGGACCGAAUUCGAUCAAGCGAUCGAAAUUCUCGCCGCUCAUGUGAUACCUUCAAAAAGCUGGGAUUGGCAUAGCAAGAAGGCUAUGAUGAUCAAGGAUCUGCUGAUCAAGCCUAUUCAACGCGUUCCGAGAUACGAGCUAUCAUUUAGCGAGCUAUGCAAGCUCACGCCUGCCUGCGAUGAUCCAAGUUCUCAUGGUACGAUGGAGAGCGUCCGAGACCAGAUCGGUCUGGUUUGUCGACACGUCAAUGAUGCGAGACAACACCCAGCGCGUACGAAAGCCUUGGAGGCGACCUGGCGUGUUGGGGAACGUCUUAACUUCUCUGAUCAGCUGCCACGAUCUGUCUACCUCCGCCUGCUCGGAGAGGUGCAACUAUGCGGUUGUCUAUUUGUGGCAUAUCGCGGCCAGGUGGAAAUACAAGGCUUCUACAUGAUAUGCAUCCUGUUCGAGACAACUCUACUACUAGCCACAAUCAACGAUAACGAAUCAAGUCGAUACAGCAUCAUAGCAGGAAUUCCUCUCGCAUCUCUCACCAUGCAAGACUGCAGCAGCGUCAUCGGUCUGCAAUGCCAUCACGCGCCGCAUUCCUGGAAAUUAACGUUUGAACGAGACAAUCGUCACUACGAGUUGAUACAGGUUGCGUGCUCGGCGGCUGAAGCUUCGGCAUGGCGCGCGCAUAUUGUUUCGGGGAUUGAUCACGCUGUGAGUGCUGUCGCUCGCGGAAGGGCAAAUAUACUUGAACUCCAGUCGCCGCUCAUGGAAGAUAUCAAAAGUAUCGAAGAAAUCAACGAAGAGAAAGGACUUCAACGUUAUAGUUCACUACGCCAUGCAAGUACGCGAAGCAACAGAAGUGAUCAGCACCAUGUUAUCAUCACGAACACACAGACUUACAGCGAGACGGUUGAAACUUCGUCACAAAGCUCUCUGCGACUCCUGAGAUCACAUUCGUCAGCUGUACCGAGCCGUACACAGACGCUCGCACCAAGACGUUCAGAUCGACAUCGCCUUGAGAAGGUAUUGGUAGACGUGUGGAGCAGAGACCUCCUGCCAUAUCCUGGCCUCACUCGGAAGACAGAUCCAUUCCGUGCCUCGGCCAAUCACGUCAUGCGCAAAUUCAGCAUGGCAAGUAUCACAAGCAAUUUCUCAUCUUCAAAGCGAUCUGUGAGCUACACGAGCAUAGGAUCCUGGCGUAAGGACGAGUCCCCGUCCUGUCGUGCCGACGAAGCAAGUCGACAAACUCACAGUCUGCAAGUGAAAGCGACCCCCGACCGUCCAGCUCUAGUCAGCUUUCACACGACACCCGACGCGUUCCUCCCGGCGGACUUUGAGCCGAACAGCACUAUGUCAAAAGGCAAGAAGUCGGCCCUACGACUACUCGCCUCGACAUUCGAGCGACCUUUUACUCCUACGACCACGAACGAGAAUCGCAAAGAAGGACUCGGCAGGACGCAGGGCGUUCGCCAACCCUCCAAAAUCAUCCCGGACGGUGCCAGACCGCCUCAUAGUGUCCAGAGUUCUGAUAGGCAAGUGAUGUUACCUGUGCAUAAUCUGGGGAACGGCGAAGGGUAUUCGGCUUCGUUCAGCCACGACCGGACCGCAAACUUGAAUGUGGAUGGCGAGCGCAAGGGCAAACGAAGCGGGAGUAGGUUGCUACGAUUGUUUCAGUGAUUUGGGAGCGAGAAAUUGUCACCUGCAUCUCUCGAUCGAUAGCCGUAGCCAGCAGUCUUUUAGAAAAUUGCUAUAGUAUUAUCCGAUCGAAAUGGGAAUAGGUUCACAACACAUAUCCCAAAAGCGUUGAACAACAAUUCC